This is a messenger RNA of Phycodurus eques (leafy seadragon), 6787 nucleotides long. Its product is annotated as chromobox protein homolog 1-like. Gene Ontology annotation, molecular function: chromatin binding. Bases 1 to 744 code for a protein of 247 amino acids. The record is from RefSeq and is a predicted model, not a curated record. Lineage: Eukaryota; Metazoa; Chordata; Actinopteri; Syngnathiformes; Syngnathidae. The transcript has 5 exons. Gene Ontology annotation, biological process: negative regulation of transcription by RNA polymerase II; chromatin organization. Gene Ontology annotation, cellular component: nucleus; pericentric heterochromatin.
AUGGCUGUUGUUGCUGUGGAGCCUGCUGCGGAUGCUGUUGCCAGGGUGCUGGGCCGCGUCCACCUCUCCCUUGUGGAGCUCUGUACCCUCCUCUUUGAGGGUUCCUCGUUGCACGUCAAGCUGGCGACCAUAGCAGUAAAAGGCAAUACGGAGGAGGGGCAGCAGCAGCAACAGCCUGUAGUGCCUGAAACUCCCACAGGAGCUACAGAAACGACGGCAUCACCAGAGGAGGAAGAAGAGGAAGAAUAUGUGGUUGAAAAGGUUUUGGAACGUAGAGUGGUGAAGGGAAAAGUGGAAUUUCUGCUGAAAUGGAAGGGUUUCUCAAAUGAGGACAAUACAUGGGAGCCAGAGGACAAUUUGGACUGCCCUGACCUCAUUGCAGAAUUCAUGCGAAAGUACAAAGAGAAGGAGGAAAAAAAGAAGGAAGGCAAGAGAAAAGCAUCCAAUGAAGCAGCAGGAGCACCAGAGGACAGAACGAGCAAGAGGAAGAAGGAUGAGGGUGAGAAAGUCAGAGGUUUUGGGAGAGGUCUGCAGCCAGAAAGAAUUAUUGGUGCAACAGAUUCAAGUGGUGAGCUGAUGUUCCUGAUGAAAUGGAAGAACUCAGAUGAGGCUGACCUUGUCCCAGCCAAAGAAGCCAACGUCACUUGUCCCCAGGUGGUCAUCUCUUUCUAUGAGGAGCGCCUUACCUGGCACUCUUAUCCCGCAGAGGAAGAGGAGAAGAAGGAGGAGGAGAAAAAAAAUUAGCUAAGUGGACACGUCAGAGGAAGAGAAUGCGAGGUGCAGGGUUGUAAUUAAAGUACAGUACAUACUCCUGUAGAGCUUAGUUUACUGUAAUGGCCACUUUGGCAAGUGAAAAAGUCCAGGGAGUGGGGUGUUAGUUUCCACCAUUUUAUUUUCUAAUUAUUUUUUGGGGGGAGGGGAGGCUUCCUGUGACAUGAAGAUACAUACUUCCAUUUAUCAAAAUGUUUAUUGAAUAUUUUUUAUUGAAUAUUUUUAAAAGUAUGUUUACCAGUAAUUUGGUUAUAGUGUUCUGUUGUGAUUUCUAGCCAUAAAUUUUGGAGGCCAAAAUGGGUGUGCAUUGAAACAGAAGCUGUUAUUAAAUCUUAUACAGUAUGUGUACAGCUGUCCAUUCAUGUUGGCUGGGCUGUGGCAAGCAAUUUGAUCUCUUUCGUAAAGUUGUGUAAAAAAUUAAGACGGCUGACAGUAUUUUAAUGCUGGCUGCUGAAGUCGAUCAAUUGAACAAGGCAAAUAUUUUUGGGACAUACAUUAUUUUGUCUCUUAGUCCAUCACCACCCACUAGUGGUCCUGCAAAUUGCAAAUUCUCCUGCAUUCCUAUUUUGGUUAGCUCAGUCCAAAACACUGAUAUUAAAUAUGCACAGCUAAACCAAAAUACAUACCUGGUUGUAAUUGACCUCACUGUUGUAGCAAAGGGCACAUUUUCCCUCAUCCCAUUGGUGGCUUAAUAUUUGACAGGAGGGAUGAUGUAGAGUUUGUUAGCUAAGCGGUUACUAUUGUGUCCGGGCUGCAGCUAAUGAAUAUUUUAUUCUUCGAGUAUCCUACUGAAAAGUCUAUCCAAUUAUCAACUAUUCGGAUAAAAUGUGUUUUUGCUUGGUUAAGAGCAAUUAUGAAUACAAAAACAAACACAUUUCACUUAAUGAACAACCAGUAGGUUUCCUUUUUAUAUACUCUAUAUUCUCAACAGUUUUUAUUUUUUGUGCAUAGCACCAAACAGUAUUUUAUUGGCGAGAAACACUUUUGAGUGGGGAAAUUUCAGUAAAUAUAAACAAAUUUCUGUUAAAACAUGGCAUUUCUUGUAUCAAAAACAUGAGGCAUUAAUUAAAAAAAAAAAGCAUUAACAGCCUUUGUGCAACUUCACUUAAGCAGCUAGCAUUUUAGCAUGUGACAUUACAGUAGGUUCAUGGCUGCGCUUUUAUGACCUUGGACCAGCUCACGAGGAAUAAGACAAAUAUAUCGUUUAUAUUACCAUGUAUUACAAAGUUUUAGAACCUUUCAAACUAAAAUGAUAACACGUCAAAAGGGGAAAAACAAAGAUUUGCUUCAUUUGACUUCACCAAAGCCCUACUCUUGGGGUACAUGCACCAUUUUAGUCCUCUCUGACCACUUUUCCCAGGUUUUUUACCUACAUGACUCAAAAUGUAGCCAAUUAAAGAUCAGAUGGUAGUACACUGGCUAUAUGUCACAUAGUGCCUGAGCAAAACGUACAAGCGCCGUGUAGGAAGUAUUUUUAUGGUGGCAGGCAUACUGUUGUCACCAUUGUAGUAAACCAGCCAAAAAUUCAACAGUAGUCAUAAUUAAUAGAGACGUAGUUCCCCUCAGGGCUAUGUUGUUAGUAAGGUACAUUAACAUUAAUCUCACUUGAGUUGCGUAGCGUUUAACUUACCUCUUUUUGGGUUCUAUGCGGCUUCAUACUGGGCAUCUUUGGUGGAGAGCAAGGUCCGCGUUACGACGAUUACGUCACAGUGCUCGCCUCGCUCUUCAGAAUGAAAUGCUCGCACACUUUCCCAUUCUCCGCAUUUGUGAAACUCUUCGUCGCUGCCAUGUUCCCGCUUCAUCAACCAAAUAGAUUCGCUUCCGCAUCCUACUUCCUUAAGGCCUCUUUAUACUCCAGCGGUCGCGUGGCCGACAACGCCCGUAAUUGCAUCACAUUGACCAACGAAUUGGCCCGCGUGGCCGUUCUGCGUAGCAUGAAGCGCACACGGCAAAAAUUGUUGCUGCGCGUAGAAUGCCGCGUAGAUCAUCUCUCGUGAUUGUUCCAUUUUAGUCACAUGCUGUGACGAUGUAAUCAGCAUUCCUCCCGGUUCCACAUAGCGCCUACGCCGCCGCCUUCUCGAUCGAUUUUGCAGCAUAAUUAAACGUGUCCUCUGGUCAUCCAGGUCCAUUUGUUCUAGCAGACUCUGUUCCACGGUUGCCAUUGUUGUUGCUUUGUUCCUUGUUACGGAAAGGAACGUAAAAGCAGCUUCCGGAAAUGGCCACAAAACGCAGAAGAAACUCCACCCUGUGGGGUCCUAGCCAAUUCUUGGGGGAGAACUGCAGCACACUUUCCAAACAGCGCUCGUGGGUUGCACUCGAGUAAAAAGGCAAACUGCGUGCGGGCUAGCCGCAGUGACGUCAGCGCGCUCGCCGUCCGCGCGAGUAUAAAGAAGCCUUACGUUGACGUAAGCGCAUUGUACCAUAUGAACGCUCGUGCAUCCUUUGAGUUUCACACUAAAAUUAACAGUUCCCAGGGGCAGAGAAAAUUGCUCACAGUUUUUUUCUGUCGAGGUACUCAAAAUACCGGAGUGUACUCAUUACAGCCCUAAUUUCAGUUCAACUCCAGCCUCUAGGUUGUUUCUCGAUGAGACUGUAAAAGUAUGCCAUCCAAUCACAAUUACAAUUUAGGAAAUUACUGACACUCACUGAUAUACACUAUGCCUCUUCACUGUCUUCUUGCAUGUUCACUCUGUUGAUCCAUGUGCUUGCAUACAGUUUUGUCAAACAUUUUGUGCAGUUUUGCAUUAUAAUAAAAACAGGAUAAACGUGACAUUUAAAUUGUUUGUGACCAAUUUUCUUUUUCCUCAGCCUUUCAUCUUUUGGAACAAUUACCUGGUUUUUGAAUGAUAUUGAGAAGAGAAUUAUUUUAUGCUCUGCAGUUGUUAAAGUGCAAUUUACUUUUAAGCUACUGUAGUAAUACAAAUAACAGCUGUAUAUAUGCAUUGACAGAAUAAACAUGCGGUUAGAAGUAGCCUAGGCAUUUUCAUAUAAUUUGAUCAAUAAUGGUAAAGACAUUGCCCACUGAAUUUCCUUUUGAAAAUUAAUUGUACUGAUAUGAGUGUUUGAAUUAUUGGCAGUUGUUAUCCAUCAAAAGGUCAUAAUUGUUUCUAAGAAAAAUAUUUGCUUAACUUUUUAAAUGCCAAAAUGUCUCUACUGUUAGGUGUCCGAAAUGGAAUUUCUUCAUUUAUUUUAUCUUCUGAAGAUGCGAAUUGCAUUUUGGUAUAUAUAAGAUUUUUCACCUAUUGCUUAAUAUGCCUUUUCCAUGAAAAACUGACUCGAUUACAUCUUGGUGUUUUCAGAGUUCUUUUUUUUGUUUUUGUUCUUUUCAAACGGUUCUUUGUCACUCAAGCUGUCUUAACCGUUAAUGCCACUGGAGAGAGCCUCAUUAUGUUGUUGGAAUAAACCAGCGGGAUCUGUGAGCUGAAGUGCUAGGAUGAGGCAUCUGUUUUGCAUUAACACAGUAGCAGGCUGCAAAAUAUAUAUAUUUUUCUGAAUAUGUAUGAAGAGUGAAAAUGAACUAUUGCAUGUCUUUACCAUUAUGAUUGUAUGAAGACAUGUAUAAUCGGUUUGAGUAGUUAGGGUCAUUUAUGCACUUGUAUCUGCAGAGUUUGAAGGGCAACACGAAAAUUGUGCAACAUGAUUUUUUUAAAGCUGUUUGUCUUUGCCAUUGUGCACUUUUUUCUUUACCGUUUUAAAAAGUGUAUUUCAGUGGGUCACCACCAUUUGCUCUGUCAUUAAGGGUUGCCUUUACUGUGAAUGCCUAAAAUGUUAUAUGAUCAAUAACUUUUUGAAAAAUACGACUAAGCAUGGCUGUUUUAGUAUGGGAGACAUUUAACCCAUUAAACCAAGGUGGCAUAAAAAAACAAAAUUUGGACAAGCACUGCACACAACUCUGAAGAGUAAUGGUUCACGGAUGUGAGAACUAAUAUUACAUUGAACAUGUUUUCUAUAUUUAGUGCACAUCCAUAUGUUCCCCAUUCAUACAUUUUACCUUGUACAUACCAAUACAAUUACCUGGUGGACUCCUGUGACAUCAGCUGGAAUACAAUGUACAAAACUCAAGUAUGUCAAAACGACCAGUACAACAAAUCACGUGGACUUUAUGAAAUAGUAGGCCUUUAACACAAGAUAGAUGAUUAUUUUUUUUAUUUUAUUUUUUUGCAACUAAAACUGCUGUAUUUAAAUUUAUCGUGCAACCCCAAUUCCAAUGAAGUUGGGACGUUGUGUUAAUCAUAAAUAAAAACAGAAUACAAUGAAUUGCAAAUCAUGUUCGACCUACAUUUAAUUGAAUACAGUACAAAGACAAAAUAUUUAAUGUUCAAACUGAUAAACUUUGUUUUUAGCAAAUAAUCAUUAAGUCAGAAUUUCAUGGCUGCAACAUGUUCCAAAAAAGCUGGGACAUGGUCAUGUUUACCACUGUGUUACAGCACAUUUUCUUCAAUAAAUGUUUGGGAACUGAGGACACUAAUUGUUGAAGCUUUGUAGGUGGAAUUCUUUCCCAUUCUUGCUUGAUGUACAGCUUCAGCUGUUCAACAGUCUGGGUUCUCCGUUGUUGUAUUUUACGCUUCAUGAUGCGCCACACAUUUUCAAUGGGAGAGAGGUCUGGACUGCAAGCAGGCCAGUCUAGUAGACACACUCUUUUACUAUGAAGCCACGCUGUUGUAACACGUGCAGAAUGUGGUUUGGCAUUGUCUUGCUGAAAUAAGCAGGGGCGUCCAUGAAAAAGACAUUGCUUGGAUGGCAGCAUAUGUUUCUCCAAAACCUGUAUGUACCCUUAAGCAUUAAUGGUGCCUUCACAGAUGUUUAAGUUACCCAUGCCAUCACAGAUGCUGGCUUUUGAUCUUUGCGUCCAUAACAGUCAGGAUGGUUCUGUUCCUCUUUGGCCCGGAGGGCACGACGAGUCCACAAUUUACAAAAACAAUUUGAAAUGUUGACUCGUCGGACCACAGAACACUUUUCCACUUUUCAUCAGUCCAUCUUCAAUGAGCUCGGGCCCAGAGAAGCCAGCGGCGUUUCUGGGUGUUGUUGAUAAAUGGCCUUUGCUGUGCAUAGUAGAGUUUCAAGUUGCACUUACAGAUGUAGCGCCGAACUGUAUUUACUGACAUUGCUUUUCUGGUGUUCCUGAGCCCAUGUGGUGAUAUCCUUUACACAUUGAUGUCUGUUUUUGAUGCAGUGCUGCCUGAGGGAUUGAAGGUCACGAGCUUCCAAUGUUGGUUUUCGGUCUUGCCGCUUAUAUGCAGUGAUUUCUCCAGAUUCUCUGAACCUUUUGAUGAUAUUAUGGACCGUAGAUGAUGAAAUUCCUAAAUUCCUUGCAAUUGUACGUAUAGGAACAUUGUCCUUAAACUGUUUGACUAUUUUCCCACGCACUUGUUCACAAAGAGGUGCACCUCGCCCCAUCUUUGCUUGUGAAUGACUGAGCAAUUCAGGGAAGCUCCUUUUAUACCCAAUCAUGGUACCCACCUGUUCCCAAUUAGCAUGGUGAUUUGUGGGAUGUUCCAAACAGGUGUUAGAUGAGCAUUCCUCAACUUUCGCAGUCUUUUUUGCAACCUGUUCCAGCUUUUUUGGAAUGUGUUUCAGCCAUAAAAUUCCAAGUUAAUGAUUAUUUGCUAAAAACAAUCAAGUUUAUCAGUUUGAACAUUAAAUAUCUUGUCAUUGUAUUGUAUUCAAUUAAAUAUAGGUUGAACAUGAUUUGCAAAGCAUUGUAUUCUGUUUUUAUUUAUGUUUAACACAACAUCCCUACUUCAUUGGAAUUGGGGUUGUAUUUAGACACCUCAUUGAAGUAAUUAUCAGCUCCUGUGCAAGUCUUGUACAUUUUUAUACUUUCAAUAUUGUUUUAUGCAAACCUGUUAUACAUCAGUCUUCCGAACAGUCUGUUGUGAUUCAUUUUGUCUUGCCUCUAAAGCAUUUCUUUUCAUUCAUCAAAUUAGUAUAGUUAUUUUGCAUGUAUCUUGCAAUGUCACUAUUACUGGCCAUUCACUUUUAUCUGUUAAACAAUAAAGUUUUUGAUUUUCUUAAA